AUAUGUUUGUUGUGAUUGGGCUUUUGAGUUCUACUGCUGAUUUUUGUUUUAAUUUUAUGCAGUCUCGGAACCCGAAUGCCGGACACUUAAGAGAUGACCGUUUUCAAUUUGGACCGAUUUCCCAACGUUUGCCGGAUGUGUGUGCAGUCGAAGCCUCGGGAGGAGCUGAUAUAUAUCGAAAGCAGUUCUCUGGAUAACAGUAAUUGCACUCUGCUUGAGCUGCUUAACGAGUUGACUUUUGAGGUUUCGAAGAAUAUAGCCGAUUUACUGCCAAAAGCAAUGUGUCCGGCUUGUUUUGCCGUGUUGGAGUUUGUAUGGCAGUAUAGGCAGAAAAUCAAUCUGCUGACCCAGUUUCUAGUUGCUCUGGCUCAUCUCAAAUCUGGAAAUGAAACUGUAGUUUUAAAUCUCUUUGCUACUGAAUCUGCUGCUCUUACUGGCCUUAUUAAGGAGUUGAAUCUUUGCACCCAGGACGAGGUGAAGGUUGAAGACUUACUUAAUGAUUUCCGACAGAUGAAAGUCGUUGAAUUUGUUGAGCAAAUCAAAGUUGAAGAUAAAGGUAUAACUGAUUUACCCGGAAGUAGGAGUGAGUAUGUUCAAUAUUACAAUGUGGAAUAUAUAGAAGAUGAUACCGAGCAAAAACUCAGCCAAGAUGGCAAGCAGCAAGAUGAAUCUUUUACAGAAUUUCUCGAUGAAAUUGUAGAAGAGGUUGACGAACCAAUGGUUGAACCAUGCAAGGCUAUAACAAAUGAUCAUAAUAUACCAACUAAAAUGAAACCGAAAAUUAGAAUGCUCCAAUGUCACUACUGUACGUAUCGAACAACGUCCAAAGAUAUGUUUCAAAAUCAUGUUGAUCGACACGAAAAACCGGAUGAUGAUAAUCCUUGGAUCUGUUCAUUCGCCAAGUGCAACGCAGUUUUUCCCACUAAAGAAGAACUGCUGAAGCACAAGAAAGAGAUUCAUUCCAAAUAUGUGUGCGACAUUUGUGGCAUGGUUUUGAAACAUAAAUAUACCCUGGAGGUGCAUCUGAGAAGACAUACGGGCGAAAGCAAGUAUCCUUGUCAGUAUUGUUCGAAUUCCUUUUUUACAUCCAAUGAGCUGAAGCUGCAUAUGUCGGUGGUGCACCUUAACGUUGCAGAUUAUCAUUGUAAUAACUGCGGUUUGGCGUUCAAAAGUAAAAAAUCUUUAGCUCUUCACGAGAAAACUCAUUCCGAAUUGCGAGGAUUUAUUUGUGACGAGUGUGCAAUGACAUUCAAAACAUCAGCACAUCUUCGUCGUCAUCAAAACACGAUUCACCGAGCGAUCAAAUUCAGUUGUUCGAUGUGUUCUAUGAGCUAUGGCCGCAAAGACAAACUUAGGAUGCACAUUGAGAAAGCUCAUAAGAUUCAAACAUAUUUUCCAUGUGACAUUUGUUUGAAAUCGUUUACGACAGCCGAUGAAUUGAGUGAGCACAACCAGCACCACAGACACCCUAGGAAUUUGGAGUGCCCAACUUGCCUUGCGGCAUUCACUAGUCAGCAAGAAUUUGACAGCCAUCUCUGCAUAACCUACCGCAGUGAUUACGUUUGCUGUAAUCGUGAUUUCAAGUACCAUUUACACUUCAACAGGCAUAUGUUUCUCGAACAUGGCUUGAAAACAAAUGUUCGUGUGAAACCCGUUGCCAAUCAGUUGCUGGGAGCGGCUAGAGCUUCUCGCAAGCCAGUUGAACGCUGUACCAAAUGUCAACAGACAUUUGCAACGAGGAAGAUGAAGAAACAACACAUGACAAUCUGUGGGCUAUCUCAACUUACCGGUUCAUCGGAUUUGCGGCAGCAGCAUAACCUGGAAGGAGAAAUAACAAUAUCGGUGGAUGAUGGGAGCGUCGCGAUUGCUGACCAACUUUCGUACUCUGAUGCGUGACAGUAGCUGUAGCAUAUACUUAUUUAAUUUAUGCUGGUCAUUUUUUCACAUUAUUGAUUCAUUUGAUAUGGUUCAAGACAGAUCAAUAAAAGCUUUUUACAAGAUUG
This is a messenger RNA of Malaya genurostris, 2003 nucleotides long. RefSeq names its product zinc finger protein 19-like. The record is from RefSeq and is a predicted model, not a curated record. NCBI's taxonomy places the organism in Eukaryota, Metazoa, Arthropoda, Insecta, Diptera, Culicidae. Gene Ontology annotation, biological process: regulation of transcription by RNA polymerase II. The coding region runs from base 94 to 1896 and encodes 600 amino acids. The transcript is spliced from 4 exons. Gene Ontology annotation, cellular component: nucleus. Gene Ontology annotation, molecular function: zinc ion binding; DNA-binding transcription factor activity, RNA polymerase II-specific; RNA polymerase II transcription regulatory region sequence-specific DNA binding.